CGUCCCCAUUUGCCAUCUCCCCCACUCAUACAUCCCAUCCGCAUCUCGGCUUUUCUGCUCUUUCCCCUCCUCCCCGCCUCGACUCCAUUGCUCCGUUCCCACCAAAACUUCCACCCCGAAUUCCCCAGCCGUCCGCCGAUUUUGCGCAGUUCGUCCCCUCUGGAGCUCGAUUCGUCCCCGAAGCUCCCAACUCGCCCGGUUCGGUGCCUCGCUGAUUCGCUUCAGUAUUUUUUUCCUGGAUUUUUUCGGUGAUUCGCCCCGUAUGAGCUCGAAUUGGCGGUGGUGUUUCUGAUUCCCGCUCGCCGGAGUCGGAGGCGCGAGGGCAUGUGGGUUUCGCUGGUGUGGAUCUGGGGCUGCGUGGGCGUCACGUUCGUCGACUUCCAGGGCGGGCGGGGAGCCGAUUAGAUCUCUCGGCUCCUGCGGCUGCCGCGCUUGGUUUCAGAGUCUGGGACGUGUGGUCUAGGGUUUUUGGAGGUGUGGAGCCAUGGAGGCGGCCAGGCUCGGCGCGCAGAGCAGCCACUUGUACGGCGGCGGGUUGGGCGAGCUUGACCUGAACAGGCGUGAGAAGAGGGUGCUUGGUUGGGACCUGAACGACUGGAGCUGGGACAGCGAGCGUUUUGUUGCCAUGCCUGUGUCCACGGCGGCGGCAAAUGGUUCGGUUAUGAACAGCUCGCCGUCCUCAUCGGAGGAAGCUGAGGUCGAGGUGGCUACGAAUGGGGGCGUGAGAGGCGACUCUGAUAAGAGGAAAAGGGUGGUGGUCAUUGAUGAUGAUGACACAGAGGAUCAGGACACGAUUGAAAACGGUGGCAGGGCACUCAGCUUGAGAAUUGGGGGUGGAGUGGUGGAGAGCAGCAGUGUUGAUGAGGAGGAGAGAAAUGGAAAGAAGAUCAGGGUGCAAGGGGGUAGCUCGAGUGGGCCAGCGUGCCAGGUUGAGGGCUGUGGGGCGGAUCUUACUGCGGCGAAGGAUUACCAUCGGCGGCACAAGGUCUGUGAGAUGCAUGCUAAGGCCACCACUGCUGUGGUUGGGAAUGCCAUCCAGCGGUUCUGCCAGCAAUGUAGUAGAUUUCACCUCCUUCAAGAAUUUGAUGAAGGGAAGCGAAGUUGCCGGCGACGUUUAGCAGGCCACAAUAGACGGAGGAGGAAAACCCACCCUGAAAUUGCUAUUGGUGGAACUGCUUCAAUCGAGAACAACAUCAGCAAUUAUUUAUUGCUGAGUCUUCUUGGAAUCUGUGCCAAUUUAAACCCUGACAAUGCUGAGCAUUCAAACAGUCAGGAGUUGGUAUCCAAUCUUUUGAGGAACCUAGGGACUGUUGCCAAAUCACUGGAGCCAAAAGAACUCUGCAAACUCCUGGAGGCAUUCCAAAGCCUGCAAAAUGGAUCGAAUGCUGGAACCUCUGGAACAGCUAAUGUUUUAGUGAAUACUGCUGCAGCAGAGGCUGCAGUGCCAUCUAACUCUAAGAUGCCUUUCUUGAAUGGUAGUCAGUGUGGACAGGUGUCAUCGUCUGUUAUGCGAGCACAAUCAAAGGCUACCAUUGUGGCAACUCCCGAACCUACAGCAUGCAAGCUUAAGGAUUUUGAUCUGAAUAACGCUUGCAAUGAUAUGGAAGGCUUUGAUGAUGGGCAGGAAGGUUCACCUACACCUGCCUUCAAGGUAGCUGAUUCUCCUAAUUGCCCAUCAUGGAUGCUACAAGAUUCUACUCAAAGCCCACCACAGACUAGUGGCAAUUCGGAUUCAACAUCAGCUCAAUCACUGUCAAGCUCAAAUGGAGAUGCUCAGUGCCGAACUGAUAAGAUUGUCUUCAAGCUUUUCGAGAAAGUUCCUGGCGAUUUACCUCCAGUUUUGCGGUCACAGAUUCUUGGUUGGUUAUCCAGUAGCCCUACUGAUAUAGAGAGCUAUAUUAGACCUGGCUGUAUUAUUCUAACAGUGUAUCUUCGGUUAGUUGAGUCUGCAUGGCGAGAGCUCUCUGAUAAUAUGAGCUCGCACCUGAAUAAGCUUUUGAAUAGCUCCACUGGCAACUUUUGGGCAUCUGGCUUGGUAUAUGUGAUGGUGCGACACCAAUUAGCUUUUAUGCACAAUGGUCAAAUUAUGUUGGACAGACCACUGGCACCCAGUUCUCAUCAUUACUGCAAGAUUUUAUGUGUCAGGCCAGUUGCUGCUCCUAAUUCAGCAACAGUAAAUUUCAGAGUAGAAGGCUUGAACCUAGUCAGUGCUUCCUCAAGGCUAAUUUGUUCAUUUGAAGGGCAUUGUGUAUUCCAGGAAGACACAGCUACUGUAGCUGACGAUGCUGAGCAUGAGGAUAAGGACACCGAUUAUCUCAGAUUUUGUUGUUCUCUCCCUGGUUCAAUAGGAAGAGGAUUUAUAGAGGUCGAAGAUAGUGGAUUUAGCAAUGGUUUCUUCCCCUUCAUAAUUGCUGAGCAGGACGUAUGCUCCGAGGUUUCUGAGCUGGAGAACAUAUUUGACUCCUCCAGUCAUGAACAGGCAGAUGCUGAUAAUGCCAGGAACCAAGCAAUCGAGUUUCUAAAUGAGCUGGGUUGGCUUCUUCAUAGAGCAAACAGAAUUUCGAAACAGGAUAAAAUCGAGCCACAAGCUGCCUUUAACAUGUGGAGAUUCAGGAAUCUUGGCCUAUUUGCCAUGGAGCGGGAGUGGUGUGCUGUGGUCAAAAUGCUGUUAGAUUUCUUAUUUAUUGGACUUGUUGAUGUGGGGUCCCAGUCUCCAGAAGAGGUGGUGCUUUCAGAAAAUUUGUUGCACACUGCUGUAGGAAGGAAGUCUGUCGGAAUGGUUAGGUUUCUGUUGAGAUACAAGGUGAAUAAACACUUAAAGGGAACAGCACAGACAUACCUAUUCAGACCUGAUGCUCUGGGCCCUUCAACAAUUACCCCCCUCCAUAUAGCAGCUGCCACUAGUGACGCAGAGGAUGUAUUGGAUGCACUGACCAAUGAUCCUGGAUUGGUUGGGAUCAGUGCAUGGAGAAAUGCACGGGACAAAACAGGUUUUACCCCAGAAGACUAUGCUCGCCAGAGAGGGAAUGAUGCUUACCUGGAUCUGGUCCAAAAGAAGAUUGAUAAGCAUUUUGGCAAAGGUCAUGUUGUCCUCGGUGUCCCUAGCAGUAUGUGCCCAGUAAUAACAGAUGGUGUGAAGCCAGGCAACCUUAGUCUCGAGAUUUGCAGGAGCAUGCCAAUGGCAGCACCACUGACGAAGUGCCACCUCUGCAGCCGUCAGGCUCUGACAUAUCCAAGUUCCGCGGUGAGGACCUUCCUGUACAGACCAGCAAUGCUGACGGUGAUGGGUGUCGCCGUGCUCUGUGUUUGUGUGGGCAUACUUCUUCACACCAUGCCCAAGGUUUAUGCCGCACCUACAUUCAGAUGGGAGUUGUUGGAGCGUGGAGCAAUGUAAGGUGUUUUAGGAUGAAAUAAGCGUAGCUGUUGUGUCAGUUGGGAGUUUGUGUGGUGGGCUGGUGGCUAAGAUCAAAGGAACAUCUGACCGUGUGAAGGUCCUUUGUAUUUAAAAGCAGUAUCGUUUAGAAGUUAUGAUAUUUAAGCCUAUAUGCCGUGAAUAUCCCGUAACUACAUUUACAGCCUAACAUGUGGAAACAUAUCAUUCCAUUCCAUUAAUCCAUUUUGAUUGUAGAAGUCAUUCUUUACAGAGCUUCUGGGAACCGUCAGAACAAAACGUAUUCUUGUUUGUAUAUAUUGAGCUCUUGUUCUUAUCUGUA
Messenger RNA from Phragmites australis (common reed), 3713 nucleotides. Its product is annotated as squamosa promoter-binding-like protein 6. Gene Ontology annotation, cellular component: nucleus. NCBI's taxonomy places the organism in Eukaryota, Viridiplantae, Streptophyta, Magnoliopsida, Poales, Poaceae. Bases 485 to 3394 code for a protein of 969 amino acids. The record is from RefSeq and is a predicted model, not a curated record. Gene Ontology annotation, molecular function: DNA binding. The transcript has 11 exons.